Messenger RNA from Porites lobata, 15620 nucleotides. NCBI's taxonomy places the organism in Eukaryota, Metazoa, Cnidaria, Anthozoa, Scleractinia, Poritidae. The record is from the annotation of a GenBank genome assembly.
AUGGCGCCAGAACCAGAAACCGAACCUAAUCCAAAGCCCGAAUCGUCUGCUGAACCAAAAACCUUGUUUCCGGAGAUCAUGACCAAUCAAGAGGCUUUCCUGAUGUACGGAGUGUUCAUCUUCGCCCUUACUGUCUUCUGUAUCAUUCUACUGGUUCUGUUCAUACUGCUGAAGAAAAAGUUAGUUGUUUUAGAUUACUUAUUAAUACUCAGCAGUUUCCUCUGACGAUUUAUAACACUGUACUGAUUAGAAAUAAAUAUUAAUUAGAGAAUAGCCGACAACAUCAUUGCCUAUACGUGUUUGGCUCAAGCAAGAUUUUAUUUUAAUCGAUUCGAUCGACUCUAUGUGGUCCUUUGAUGGCUUGCAUGGUUAGUCAUUACAUUAUCAGUACGCAGUCGAUGAUUAGCUACAAACAAAUCUAGAGUCACGAAUCUCUGACUCAGAAACUUUUUCAUCGGCCUUGCAUAAAAAACUGACCUAAUAUUUUCUUAGGGAUAUGAGCAUUAUUUGUGUAAUUCAUCUCGACUUGUUUCUUUAACCAAUUAAACGACUCGUUCUGAGAGCUCCUUGGCGCACCGAACAAAUAGGGCAUUUCACAGUUGUGUGCUUAGUGACCUGGCCGUUGAGUGAAAAAGAGGCUGGAGUUAUUUUGACUUUGUUCUGAUACAAACUCGACCUUUUUUUCUCAUGUAAAACUGUUGUAAAUGACCUUGUUUUCAUGUUAAGUUACUAAACUGGAGGUAAAGUCGUCCUCAUUUCUCUCUAAUUUAACGCUUAAUAGUUAAGCGUUAUUCUUUCAUCGGUGUUUCGUUACUUGUUAUUCUUUAAUUGGCCUUAUUAGGACGCCUGCUCUAAGAGAAAGAACAAGAGUUUCAGAAUGCAUGAGAAUUGGUUAAUUUGUGUUAUACGUAAGGCUUAAUCCCUCUGACUGUUGCUUUAUUUUAGGGUCAGGAAAAUAGCAAGCUCGCUUGGACCCAUGGACAUGAAAAUCCAGCAUGGUUAGUCCAGUUUACUGAAUUUCCAGUGUUAAUAAUUUUUACUUAUCAUCCACUUCUUUUACUUUGCACUCACAACAUGCUUUCAAAGAUACGAUUCAAAUGCCUGAACGAUUUCUCUUAGGGACCCCCACCCCCCCCCUCCCCGAGGGUAACUCUUGAAGAAUUUGAGGGGGGUUAUGCGGUAUGUUUUUGAACCUUACUUUAUAAUGUUUCAAACCAAAAUAAGUGAUGUUUCCUUUCCCACGUCUCUGAACAGCUUUUCCCAGGAGAUAAAUGAACAACCAAUUCCCGUCACUGGUUCCAGGGAUCACAAAGCCUCACCUUAUAUCAGAGCCAAAUGGCUAGAAUUCAAUUUCAAAGUGGUCAAAACCACUUUUAGCUCUUGUAUUCUUCCCUGUAAAUCUGAACCACUAUCUACCUUCCGCUGUUUUUGGACACUCCCACCAUCGUAGUCUCCCACGUAGGAGUUUUUAAGGGAGUCGUAUUUCCUCCCUCCCCACAAAUAUGAAUUUGGUAGGUACAAUGUGAUUGGCUAAGAGGCGGAAAGGAAUGUUGGUCUCGGGUUAGAAGGCGUGGGGAGAAAGGAAAUACGACUCCCCUAAAAACGCCUGCGUGGGAGGCUACCGGUAGCACCAUCGUCGAACAAAAAAUAACUAUAGGGCGCUUUCACUCACGUGACCAGCACCUAUGCAAAUUUACAGUAACAAAAGAUAGCGUUUAUUUAAAAAAAAGAGUUCAACUCCCACGGGACUGGUUUGGAACAUCAACAUGGCCACCGUUUCAUUGUUUUGGAACACAAUUAUGGCCACCGUGACGUCAUGUGAAAACGCUCUAUACUUCUCAACGGCAACCUUGCUAUGUUAUUGUCUUAACCUCCUCACCCCAGAAAACAUUUAAGUUAAUUAUAAAAAAAUAUGUCAAAUCAGCCUCAAAAUAUUUUUCCAUCUUUCCUUUAGGUAUCUGAUGUUCAUUGAUGACGCCGGACAAGGCACUAAAAUGGGGACCCCCAAAAGUUUUAUUAACCGUUCAUAGACAUGCAAUCAUGCAAGAUACAUUAAAAAUAAAAAUAGUUUGUUCUCACUGUGAAUGUUUGAGACGAAGCGCCAAUAUCUUUACUCGCAUAAUAAAAUUAUGUAUUGCAUACUUAUGGCUGUGCGUGAAGAAAUAAAGAAAGCCCUAUAUUAUCCGUCUUCUUUAAAGAUUAGACUAGCGUGAAUUGUCUCUCCUUUUUCAGUUCUAUUCACAAAUCUUCACUUUUUCUCGACUGCUAGAAAACUGAAUUUUUAUAUCUUGCGCAAACUUUUAAACCUAUCCUUAGGGAAUUUAUGGGGCGAGUUGCCAUGGGCAACCGACUUCAUGCAUAACAUCGGCCAAGUGCAGUCCAUUCUUCUCUUUCGAUUCUCUUGGUAAAUAUUUUUGCCCUACGUGUGCAGAUGCAUGACUUAGUUCUCAACUGUUUCCCGACAAACCAGAGCCGAGUUGAUUGAGAGACACUAGAGGCCCGUUUCUCGAAUGGCCCGGAAACUUUUCGGGCCCGAAGACAAAUUUUAAAAUCCAAACCUGUUGAAUAGUUAGCACAGUUGCUAGCCCAUAAACCAGUCAAUUUUGCUUCUUUAAGUGAUAGUUUCAUUCUGUUAUUUUCAAAAUUAUUGAAACUUUGAUCUUAAAUGCAAAUACAACAAGCACAACACAGCUUUUCGGGCCCGAAAAAGUUACUGCAAUUUGAUUGGCUUAGAGCAAUGGUAUUUCAGGUUAAUUUAAAAUACCUACAUGUGAAGAUUACAAACCUCUUGCGGGUAGUAGUAUAAACAAAUAAUAGCAUGAUUUGUACGUGGUAUUUGGCUUAAAUACCACUCUUGAUAUUUCAAAAUUGUCUCAAUUUUGAAAUUAAGUAAAACAGUUUUGAAAUAUCCCUCGUGGUAUUUAUGCCAAAUAUCAGUAAAAAUCAUGCUAUUACCUAUACUAAUCUAUCGAAAUCUACAAGUUUGGCUGUUUUUUUCAGGCUUCAGAACGAUGGCUACACUUGCAGUUACAGUCAACUCCCUAUAACGGACACUGCAGGGACGCUCGGAUUAGUGUCCUCGUUGGCGAGAGUCCCGGCGUAAUAGCGGGAGUUUAUUUCAGUCAAACAUUUGUAACUUAUUUUUGCCUGGGAUUUAGCUGCUGUCCGUCAGCUGUCCGUAUUAUCGGGGUGUCCGUUAUAGCGGGGUGACCGCAAGGCGUGAGUUGACUGUAUCCGGGUGUCCGUUGUAGCCAGCUGUAUAGCGGAUAGUUGACUAUAUACACUAGUGUCAAAGUCUGAGUGUUGAAAUGACCCAAGUCUUGGGAGGUCUCGCCUUGCUGUUAGUAGCAGACUAACACCAGGAGUAGCUCUACAGUGGAAUAGUAUGCCAUCCAGACAAGGGGAGAAUUAUCCCCAUCGAUAAUAUGUAUGCGGACCAUAUAUAGCUGCAAUAAAAUUGAUUGUGCGACUUUUAAUUUCUUGCCCGUCUACACUCAAUUUUAGCAAACUGGCCCUUUAGUGUAUCAUCAGUCACCAAAGAGCCCCUAAUGUGAGGUUUGCCUUUUCAGCUCAACAGAAAGAAGAAAGUAUAGAUCCAUGUAAAACGACAGCUCAGUCGGCUAUGAUCAGAAGAAAAAGUAGGAAUGAUACCUUCGAAUAGUAAGGUAGCUCUUAAAGCAAUACUGUGUAGCACCACUGCACUCAUGGAUCUAGUAUGUACGACGCUCUUUCGUAUUCUCUUGUGUUAGGAGAGAAUGCUAUCCAGAAAAUGCCCAAUUAUUAGUGUAACAAAUUAUGGUCAAUUAAAGAUCAUAACGAGUUACCUUAGUAACGGUAUAACAUAUGAUAAACGCCCCUAGUUUUGUGGGGUAGGAUAGGGGAUGGGAACCGGGAGAAUCAGGAAGCAGGAGAGGAAAGAGUUGGAGGUGGGAGUUCUGAAAAAGUAGGAAGCGGGAGAAAUAGGGGUAAAUUAUGCAACAAUGCUGAAAGGUUGGCUGCCAUCGAAAAGAGCUAAACUGAGCAAGAAGAAAAGGGGCAGGAGACAAAAUUGCAAAGUACGGGAAGGGGGAGGUUUAACUUCAAGCGUGGGGGACUGAGCUUAAUGACUGUCAUCAUCUAUUAUGGAAAUGUGUGGUAUGUGUAGAUUUAACUUUUCGCAAAGUUUUAAAACACGUAUAAGGUUUGGGUGGGUUCAGAGCCCCUUUAAAUUAUCGAGACAUUAAAGUGGUCUGAGCCCAUUAUUGUUUAGGAAAAGGAUAAAUCUUGACGUGCUCAUUACAAUUCCAUAAUAAAAAAAUGGGAGUUAAGUUAACACCCCUUAAACCUUAGCUAGUAACAAAAUAAAAGCUGUUUGUAACAGGUUUAAUAUAAUUUCUAAUGACAAACAAAUAUUAAAUAAAACACAAUUUGUUUUCUUAAUACCUUUAUAAUAGUGUCAAAUGAAAAAGCUAGCAGUGUAGCGAUGAUCAAUCACAGCAGAGGUGUUAAAAAUAUUGAACCGUUGUGAACGGCAUUUCGUUACAAAAGAGAAGACACAUUCAAGUAGAAUGUGCUUUUGUAUUUUUUUUAAGUGCAAACUUCCUGAGUGUAAUAACUGUCAGGCCCGGUUUUUCCUUCCCAAUUCGCACUUAAGUUACGUACAUAACUGUGGUGAUCUUUUAAGUGUUAAAUAUUUCUGUCGGUAUUAUCACUUCUGAGGAACCGAGUCCUUCGAAAUAAAUUUUUGUCCUACUGCUGAUUUUUUUUCUUUGCAAAGUUUCUCUUAAAAAAGUCAUUUUUUAUAAUUAGGACUAACUUCUAAAAGAGACGGUAGAUUGUUAAUCCGUAAAUACAGCGUACUUGUUCCCCAAAAACUUCUGUUACGUAACAGCUAAAUCAUAAGUCUUCGGUACUGAAAUUGAAAACGGGACAUGUUUAAGAAUUUUACGGUACUAAGGUUAUUAAUUUCUUAAGUGAAAGAUUCCAUACCUUUCUUCUUUGAUACUCUUCUAUUUGUUCUUAGAAGCGGCCACAAGUACUGUGCCGCUUAUAAAACGCGAUUCAUACGAGCUUUGUUUCCUAUAUUAUUCAAGUUUUUUUCAAACAAGAAUCUCCAUAAUCAUGCUCAGCUGCUCAGGGACAUGGAAAUGAAUAUUUAUAGAUUUAGGAAUGGAUCUAUUGGAAGGUAUUUUGAAAGUAUUGUUUUGGAAUUAAAGAAGGUACUGAAAACAAGUCAGUGGUAUCUAGAAAUUGGAGGAAUUGAAGUUCUACAAAUAUGAUGUAUAAUUAGUAGUCCCACGGCGAAAAUAUAAAUGUUUCCUCAACCAUAAAGUCAACACACAAACUGGGAUUAAUAAAAACCUGCAGCAUUUAGGGCCCAAUUGUUUACCAACAGCUGUCAAUCAAAACUUUUCCGACCACAUCUUGUUAGUUUGACAAACAACAACAAUGCCAAAGUUGAAUGAACGCCUUGUUGCUGAGUCAUAUAUGAUGUGCGUCAGAGAACAUGACUAAGCGAAACAACCCCUCUUCUAAAAACAAUGGUCUUUAGUUGUAAGCAUGAAGUUAAAUCCCGAUGAAUAUGAGGGUUUGUGGUCGUUUCAAGUCUCAACUCCAGCUCAAAAAAAAAAGGUUUCUGUUUUUAGGCAAAAUCUUGCAAUUUUAAUUUCUACGACAAAAAGAAAAGAAGCGAAGAAACCUGAAAUCAUAGCAAUAUGAUUGAUGAAAUAAAAAAAAAUCCUGAUUUUUGCAUUUCUUUAUUUAAAGCGACCAAGGACUUUGAAAGGAAAAAGCUAAGGAUUAUAACUUCCACCUUUUGGAAUCUUGGAGUUAUGACGAUAUUCUAAGAUACUGAAAACAAAAGAAUAAACUUCCGUAGGAAGAGUAUUCAACCAGAUGUCUCUGGAGUUUCUAGGCCGUUGACACGGCAAGACAUGUUGCAUAUUUACCGAAAAAAUAAAGACUUGUCAUUUAUCUUGCCAGAAGGAAUGUUUCCUACGUAUUUAAAAAGAGAAAACUGUAGAACGGUUCCAUGACAAUUACGUAAAUUUUGUAAACAAAUACGCACACUAGUAAUUGUUUAUGAAGGUAAAGAAUUUUGCCGAGUCAUAUGUGAAGUCGCUUGCUAAAUAGACCGUGGAACAGUGUUUUUGAGCAUAGCGGUAUUUAUGACUCUACUAUCAAGAGAAAACGUUUUGCGAGGGAGAUGAAUAAAUACCAGUGUAUACUGAAAGUAUCAGUAAGGUGCGUUUAUAAAACCUGAGUUUAACUGGCUAUGAAAGAUAUGCUCACGUGGUAUGAGAAUGAAGUCACGUUAUAGGUCGGAUAUUGAUAAUUAUCUUAACACUUGGACGUCAAACAAAGCGUCUUCAAUAGCCUAGAGCUCAUUGAAAUAAGCCUCAUUUGCUACGAACCGGCAGUCUUAGAAGGGUUGAAUUAAGAACAGCAUCUGUUUCGUGUCAGUGAAACCAGCUUAGGUAAGUUACUAAACCACCAGCAAAAUUAUUCGUUUUGUGAAUAACUCAAUGACUAAAACUCAGUUUCACACAUUGAAAGAUCUCAAUUGUGACCGUGCGCGAAUAACAACUUACUGAAAACAUAUUUGUAAACAAUUUAAGGUAACAUUAGGGCACGCAAGCGACACUAACAGUUCCAAGAUUGAUGAACCGCCGAAAAACAAUACAUUCCAUGUUGACUAAAUAUCUGUCUUAUUUGAUUACCAAUGCCAUCAGCGAUUUAAGUUAUUGAAGUGAAAAACCUUUUUUUGCGGUUCUAUUGAAGAAAACACCAUCGCUGUCAUUUAAUUUCUUGCAUUGAGGCCCUACCGCUGCUUCACUCGGAGUAGCAUGAUUAUUGGAAGAAAAAAAAAAGCAUUAAUUCUAAUUCGAUCGUUCAUCUCGCUGAACUAAGCCGCUCCAUAGUGGCUUCAUCAGGUCACUCCAAACUUAACAGUAAUAGAGUUUUGUUGUCUCCCAAAAAGUAGUGAAAUUUUUUUUUCCUACUCAAUGCACAUCUAAGCGAGAACAUGAAAUAUCUGCCCUUAAACCUAGAUCUGUGACCGGUCAUCCCGCUUAUAUAGUAAACGAACGGUCUCAGUGCGCAUGAAAACAAACAACCUCAGGCCGGCCAACAAAACCAAGGAGGAUUGGAAAAAGCUCAUUUUGCUAUGCAGCUUAUUUCGUUGUCAAGGCUCCCCAAGUGUCUCUCGCCGUCGUUGAUUCUAAUUUUUAAGAGUGUUCCAAUGAUUCCCUUAUGAUACAAGGUGUUUUAUCUGCUUUCUUAUAUGAUAGCCCUACUCUGUAUCGACUAAAUAUAAUUGAACAUUACUUUAUCACGGGAUCCUAAAGAAUUCCGUUAUAUUCUGGUACAAAUAUACGGCAACCGUGCCACGUUAGUUUUUCGCCUUAAUUCAUUAAAUAUAUUUUUAAAACAAGGAGCACUGCUUCAAACUCAAGAGGAAGAUUUUUUCUUAGAAUGGCGCUGAUUGUCUUUAAUUUGUUAACUUGAAUCACUCGUUCAUUGACAAAUUCUAUACGUCCUCGCACUUUAAAAUCAUCUACAUUGAUGAAAGAUGCUAAAAUUCUAUGUCCAUUUUUUGUUACUAUGUUUUUAAAGAGCCAACAUAAAAAGACAACAGCAACAACAAGACUUUCUAUAUCCAUUGCUUUGAAUCUGGAGGCAGUAUACUGUCCAGAAAAUAAGAGCCUUCCAGUUCUUGUUUCAACUUGCGUUUCCCGCUAAGAUUAUUCGCAAAAAGCCGAAAGUCUAGUUAAAGUUUUUGAAUGGUUUUUACUAUAUCAACUUACUUGAGUUCCGCUUAUCAGUAUGCAUGCAAAUACAGGAAAACUAGGCAACGACUUUUUCAAUUUGCGUCAAUCGCCGGAGACUUUUGAAAGAUCGAUAUUGCUCGCCGAUAAUAAUUUUCCGUUUCUCCUAAUUGCGUGCGUCUUGAUUAAUUGUCAAAGGAGAAUCUGCAUUGAAUUAGAAUGUAAAGCCUUCAGUAGGUUUUUCUUAGUAUUAUCGCAAUUGCCUCUUUUAUUUUAGUAACAAAUUCAUUCGGUUCGUUUUAUAGUUAUAAACAUCAUAUCGCUAACUCGCCAGUGCUGCUGAAAUAAAGUUUUUUAAGACUAUUGCGAGAGUUCUUGCAAAUUUGCAAAAAAAUACAUUCUGAAUUUUUUUUUUUCAUUUUUCAGUUGUAUACCAUAAGAAUCAACCCAAAAUCGCUUUAAAAAAAUGUAUACCAACAUUCUUAAAAAAAGUAAGAGAAGGGUAAGAGAAUCACGGCUCUGAAUCUUUGAGACUCGACAUACAUUGUAAGUGUUCCGUUCUAUUUUCCAGCACGAAUGACUCCUUGAUGUCUUAUAGGAUAGGGCUCAGGCUAUUAGUGUUGUUGUUGCUGUUUUUCUUUCCAGAUGUAAGCAAUAAAUACUAAUUAACGUUUUAGAUAUCCUCUUAAAGUUCCUUAGUGUUCAAACGUUUAACGUUUUAAGCUGUCCGGUCAAUUUUUCCCCAUCCAAUUUACGGAUUACGGGCCAGGUCUCUCUUUGACUUGCAAUUGCUCUACCGUUUUACAAUUAAUCUUUUGGUUAUCUGUUUAAACGGAUAUGCAAACCGUUUAAACGCUGUAAAUGCCCGUUUACUAUCCGUUUAAAAUCCGUUAAUUCUUACCGGUGUAACGGUAAAGCGUCAGUGUAGAAAAUCCUGCAUGUACCCAAUCCGCUUUAAACAUCGUCCGAAUAUUGAAGAAUAAAGGAAUCGAUUACUGACUAAAUAAGCCGUGAGGCAGUUUUCACAGUCGAUAACAACUUUAGUGACAAAAGACCGACUCAAGUAGAUUAAGGUCUGGUUCUAAGCAAGAGAGAAUGAUCUAUGAUGAGCUCAUUCUCUCUUGUUCUAAGUCAUUCGUGAUUUUUUACGCACGUUUUCCAAAAAGCAUUUUUAAAGACAACCGAGAGGAAAUAUAGUCCGGGUAAAAAGUAAACUAAACCUAAAAAUAAUCUUGAAAAAAGAAAUCCAAACCACCUGGUAAUGUGAUCGACCACGCCCUCUAUUGUUAAAAAAUUGCAACCAACCAUGCCACCACUUGCUAAACGUUUAGCAACAGUUUCUCUGUAUCACAACAAAGUGUCUACGAAAUCAGCUCGGAAUACCACCGCGGUCAAACGUCUAAAUCGUUAUUUUUGUUUUUUAUUGCUGGGAUUUCAUUUACCAGUUAGAGAAAAAUGGGCAAAGAUGUAUAAAUCAGUUAGUCAACAUAGCUAUCUUUCCAUUUUUCUCAAAAUUUUGAGCUUUUUUCGCUGAAAACGCUUCGCGCUAAAAGAAAAAUCAUGUUUGAAAAUGGCGCCGAUAAUAACGUCAGCAUCGGUUUUCAAUCACUUAGAACUUUUUUAGUAAACUUUUAAAAAGUUAAGUAAACUAACAAGAUGUUGGUAAUGCCCUAAACUUUCGAUAGUGAAAGUAGCAACCUUAACUUUGAAGUAUUUCGCUUAACUUUCGCAAAUUUCACUCGUUUGACCGCUCUGAAGCUCGGAAUGGCUCAAAUCGUUACAAUUUGUUGGUGCAAUUGGUGUCCAUUGACUAGUGCCAGUCCUCCUCUUACUAAACUUUUCUUCAGGAGAAAGACGUUUAAUGACCUGGUCCCAUUCCAACCGUUUUUACAAGAAGACUAUUAGUAGCCACUGUUUGGACCUACAAAAGGAACGGAAACUGUCUACUCUCUAUAUAGUGGGCAUUUCGGCCCAAAGGAUUUCUCGAUAAAACAGGACGUGGCUGGUCACGUGAUACAUUUAAACGCAAUUUUUAAAAUGAAAUUGGGAUAUUUCUUGGUUAACUAUUUGUCCUGAGAUAUAUUAAAAAUAAUUUACAUUAGACCACCCCCUUUAAAAUUCUGGGAAACCAUGAAAGAACCAGGCCUUAAUCUACUUGAGGAUGAGAUGACGGAAAAGGAGCGGCAAUCCAGAAAGUAACUACAAUUAAACAUUGCCAACGGAUGAUACAGGACUGACCUAAUUUUUCCCUGAUGAUCACCUAUGAUGAUCUCUUUCCGCAGCUUAUAACUGGGUACUCGGAUGUUCAGUUGCUUGUUGCUAAUUUUUUGGGUUUAAUUUUUUGUUAGCCAUGUUACCUUACCGACACCUUUUGGAUCAUCAUGAACCUGAACCCGAAAAAUCAACAGCGGAACCUGAGCCGGACACCAUCAUGCCAGAGAUAAUGACCAAUCAGGAGGCUUUCCUCAUGUAUGGCAUCUUCAUCUUCGCUCUUGCUGUUUUCUGCGUCGUUUUGUUGGUUAUGUACAUCCUCCUUAAGAAGAAGUAAGCAUAAUAAAUAUUAAAAGUAUGGCUUUUUUAACACAAACACCGCCGGAACGCUAGUCUGCUACACAGCCGUUUUUAGUGUCGUCACGCAACGCUCCUCCCCACUAACGUUAGUGGGGAGGAGCGUUUCGUGACGACACUAAAAACGGCUGUGUAGCAGACUACCGGAACGCUGGCUGCUCAGUUUAUAACGUACCUUUUACCACAGUAGAGCUGUCUUUUUCUUUUGUUUACCAAGCAACCGUCACCAAUUCCCGUCAUGCACACAUAUCGUCUCCACCUCUUAUACAUGAGUUAAUAGCCAGUUGUCAGGCAAAUAACCUUUCACUUCAGCCUGGUACAUGUUUCAGCACUCUACUUUCUAAUUCCUUUACUAGUAUUUGUUAAGUAACUAACACUGGUUUUCUGUCUUUUUUAGAGUUAACAGUUUAACUGAAAAACUUGGAUACGGGCAAGGCCAUAUGCAGAUGGGUAUGGCUGAAAAAAAAGGUUUGUUUCUUUGCUUGUUUUUGCUAUAGUUAUUUUUAUUUUGGCAUCAGUAAAUAAUUCAAUCAUGAUAUGGCUGGUUCUGCUAGCGAGCAAGAUAGCCCGUAUCUUGCUGGCUUUCUUCAGAAGAAAAAAGGUUUCGGCCAUGAAUAAUAUAGAUCCUCUUUCAACCCUGAUGACUGGAUGGAUAUGUAUAGGACUCAUUCUGAUCUAGUAGCCAAUAUCUUUGACUAUCUUGACAGUCUAUUAUACACAUUUUAAAUACCACAAUAGGGUCAUUAUUCAAGGAAAAAUAAGAAGCGUCCUUCAUUAGACGCGUCCUAAAUAAGACACAAACUAUCCCGUAUAAACGGCACAUUAAGACGCGACUUAGCAAAAACGUGUCUUAUCUAAGAACUUGUGUUAGGGGCUGUUCUUAGAUAAGACGCGUCCUAGCUAAAUUUCAAACGAAAUGUGCUGUUGAUACGGCAUAGUUUAAGUCUUAUUUUGGACGCGUCCUAUGUAAUACGCGUCUUAUUUUUCCUCGUCUAAACGUUGCGUAAUGUGUUUUUUUUGUGUUUGCUGUUGUCAUAUCGAUUUAAUAGCUGUUGUCUUAGAACGUGGUAUUCUGCUGUAUUUAUUAAAAGCAGAGUUUCUUGUAAAGAAAUUUCUCGAGUGGCCGUUCUUAAAAUUCUGGUUAGCCUAGUUCAAGCAGGUGAACCUAAAAAGACUUAAAAAGGCUAUUGUGUUUUGGUACACGGAAAUUGUGUGCGCAAUCCGCGCAUUUUCUUACUCGAGAUUACGGCAAGGUUGAUUCUGGUUCAAAUCAGUAAAAAUUUGAUUUAAAAACCUUCCUUUUUAUUUUUAACAGGUUAUAUUGCUUGAAUCUGAGGAGAUAUUUCAGUCGAUGGUUGUUUGACCUUCAAACUGAUGUGUAGUCUAGAAGUUUACUGAACUGACCACGAACAUGGAAUUCGCACCCUUUUUCAGUGUUUUAAUGACCGCCACAUCGUGUGUUUGUUGGCGAGAAUGAUAUACAAAGAGUUUCUUGUACUAAACAAAGACGAUUUCAAAAGUAUUUAACCGUACUAUUGCCUGUAAAAAUUUCUAGAGCAUUUAUAUUGUUUAUAAAUUUGACCACAAGCAUUUUAUUGUACGUAAUUGUACAGUGAAACCUUGAAAUAGCGAAAGCCUCUGCCCAAGAAGACUAGUGAUAUAAUUCUUUGUCCCAGUUAUAGACAAAUGUAUGGCAUAUGGCCUGUUAAUGUUAUAAGCAAACGCUCCUCCUUUAUAACAAACGUAUUUUCCCCUAAUCUCAGUGUGUCUUUCCACUUAAUAUUGGGAUUUCACUGUACAAUUAUAUUCAGUGUUACUUUUAGUAUUUAUACCAAGGAUAGUUAUCAACCAAGAAAUGAUGAAUAAAACACAAUUAGCAAAUAUUGUUUGACCUGUUUCUUUCAUUGAAGAAACUAUGGCUUGAAUAAAAUCGAAAGAUGGAUGUUUUUAUUAUUUUUGUUUAUGAUAGAUGAUGGGAACAUUGUCAGUACCACUGGUAGUCUUGACUUCCUCUUGAGUCCCUGUUAUCGAGGUUCUAUAGUAACUUUCUGUUGACUUUAGUUGACUUUCCUUACUUUUCGUCCCUUAUUUACCACUUUUAACUCUGAAAGAUACACAUGUAAUGCUUACAGAAGCAUCCUAUUUAAUGGAGAGGUUAAGACCCGUUAAGAAAGCAAGCAGAUAAUAACUGUCCACGAACUGUUCUUAUCGCAUAAAACUUGCGUUAAACCAGGAAGGAAGAGUACAAACAAAAAACAGUAAACGGCAAUUAAGGGGAAAAUGUGGUCGCGUGGUACAAAUUCACGUUUCCCGUUUGGCGUAAACGUGGGCAUGAAUCGUAAUCUCUUUAUAUUAAUGACUAGCGACCUUGACCGGACUAAUCUUGCUCUUAAGUAACUAUUAAAUACCAAUUGGAGCAGCCCAGAGUUACUCAAGACGCGUUCUGGCCUUUCCAACUAAAUUGCGGCAGUUUUCCUUACUUUUUUUUAUGCCUUAACCGCACAAAAUCCCUAAACCGACAACAACAACAACAACAGCAACAUACUGGCCCAUCCGGCUUAAACCCGGGCUGCAUUGUUAAAUUACGACUUACCGGUAAGUUUAUUUUAGGCGGCGCGCAAGGGAGAAAACGUUUGGAAACACCGCCAUAGUAACACGCCGCUUCGGCUCGUACUUUACUUUUUCAUGAACAUUUUGAUGACUGCAAUAUCCUAUUAUACACUUCAGUCUAGUAAUGUGCAGAGAUAGUGAAAAUGAUGCGAAAAACACACCAGUCCAUUUCCUUCCUCAGAUCACGCGCGUCUCAUUUUUGCUUGGCUAUUUUUUGACUAUUUUUGCGACGUCCCUACUAUCUGAGAGCCUGGCGCAGUUUGUUAGUUGCUUAAAUUUUUUUCUCUUUGUUAUCGGGCAGCGUGUUUAUCAUGAGGAUUUUCUGUUUUUCUGUUUCUUCGCUCUAUCACUCUCAAAGACGUUUGCUCAUUGAGUAUUUUUCAAGAAAACCAGAUCUCUAUCCUAGUUUUGUUUCAUCUAAACGCAUUAAAUGACUUUUAAAUUUCGAACAGCCCAUUUUUGCAUGGUGGAUUUUCAUUGAUCGAAACACAUACGCUAGAUUUUUAAGAGCAUUAAAUCGUCAGGAGCCUCAUCACCCCUUCAAUCCGAAAGUCACGGACCUUCUGUAGCUCGUACCUGUAAGAGCAAGCAAAAUUUCCAAUAGCCUUUCACUUCAGUCAACUUCAUUUUAAUAGGGUUACUUCAAAUGCUCUUUUUUACUACGGCCAUCUUGUUAUGCGCAGUAAGAGAUGCGCAGUGCAAAACCAGUAAUCACCUUAAUUACUGAGAGAACUUGUAAACAUGCCAUUAAGUCCACUUGAAAAACCCAUCAUUAGCGGCGGUUAUUAUCAAUGUCUAUUAAAGAAACGUGUUACCUAGUUACUUGGCAUUCAAGAGUAUUUUUGCAAAGGAUGACCUCACUUCUUAAUAGUAUGUAUUUAUCUUUAUGGUGCAUUGAGCUGUCAGGGAGACGGGUAUGACGUUUUGUGCGGUCACAUGGUAAGCGUAAUGUUGUUCUUCUAUUCAUCGUUACGCACGCUAAGCAACAAACGUCGGUAGUUCAACCAAAACAAGCCCUUACUUGUUCCAUGCCAGUUCCUGAGCUGGAGAGGGUUAAGAGUUGCAUUAACACCAAGUACUAACGGCUACUCCCUUAAAAAGGUAAGCAUUUAGUUAGUUGCUUAGACAUGACUUCCUUCAAAUCGGCGUCCUUGAAUGUUCGCGACUUGGGAAAAGUCAUGCAUGGUCAAUGUUAGAAAUUGCAAUGCAGCAGUUCAUGUAUGAAAAUUAUCGAUUGAUGUGUUAAGGGCAAGCACGCAAGAUCAUCGUUUAAACUGAGUUAACGCUAGACAGAGAAUUGUCUCUCUGCGUGUAAGUUGGCAUUUAUCAGGCAAUCUAUUCUUGUUGGGGCGAUUCCUUAUGGUAAGAGAGGAACUGUGUGGCCCAAGUUUAUUUAGAAUGUAGUAAAGUUAGCUUUUUUGCAACCGCAUGCAUGGGAAUACAUAAACGUAAUUAAACCAAACUAUCUUACCCCUCGGUUUUGCGGGGCAGAUUGGCUGUACUGCCAUCAUGACAUCAUACAUGUAUAUCUCCGAUAAUCAGUCAGUUGUGCCGCGAACAAACAUGCAGCUAUCUAAUAGUAUUUAUUCUUCCAAGUGUGACAGUAGUAGUGGUAGCGGCAGCUUGUAUUUCCAAAUCAGCUUAUUCUCAGCGAACGAACAUAACUAACAUUCUGAGCUUUCUGGUAUCAGAACUCUCCUUCUUCCUAAUUAGAUCAGCACGUCAUUACUAACUUUUUUCAAUCUCAAAUAAAUGAUUCUAUUAAUAUUUCACGAACCCCGACUGACAGAGCAGCAGCAGAAGGUGAUUUGAUUCACUGCUUGCAAAAUAAGCUAACUUUCAGUAAUCUGAACAGGUCACCUGGGGCCCCUUUCUUGAAAGUCCCUGUAACUUUACGGGCUAGAAAAAAUAUAUAUUUAAAUCCAAAUUUAAAAAGCAGCCAACUAACAAAUCAACCAACCAAAAAACUAUUCCAUUUUGUCUUGUUAACUGAUAGUUUUACACUGUUAUCUGCAAGCUGGCAAAUGAAACCUCGAUCUUGAAUGUAAACAACCACAGCUUUCCGCAACAGAAUUGAAUGGCUGUUCGUCCGGCGUUUUCAUGAAAUUAGCUAGCUGUGUCUUGGGCUACAACACCCUCUAAAAGAGGACAGUAAAAUUUUCCACUCAAUCUCGAAAAAGAGUUAGAUACUUCGGCAAGAAAUGGGUGUGAGGAAUUUGAAAAAUGAUUUCACUAGACUUAGAGAAUUAUUAUUAAAAUAAUAAUUCUCUACACAGAUUUUCUUCGUCCAUUCGAUUAGGAUGUUAUCAUUUCAAGUAAGUACUUAGUUUAUAGAUCAACAUGCAACCAUCGAUCGACAGUCACCGUUUUCUUGUUUAUUUGUGGAAUUAUUCGGAGUUUAUUUGGAGUUUAAAUAUUUGCGGUUUUAUAAAUUAUAAACCGUGAAGUUGCUUUUUAUGUACAGCAACGCCUCAAAGAGGAAACCGUCAGUAUGCCGGUACGUCUGGUAGCUCCGACCUGGGCUCUUUUUUUGUUGUCUUUUUAUGUCUUCAAUCUCCCCUCUACAUUCAAUUAAUUUUUAAUUUAGAAAUAAAACAUUCAUCAUCACAUUACUAUCAUUGCGCUCGUAAUACAGUUAACUUCUUAUUCCAAGAAAAAAAAAAUAUUCGCGCGUUUAUCCAGCUGGGCCCUAAAUAG